AUGUUGCGGUACUUGGCGCUUCUCUGCGUGUUGAUAUGGUCGACACAAGCUUCGAAAGUAGUUCCGAAGAUAGUAGGAGGAACGGAGGCUGCUGAAGGAGAGUUCCCAUACCUGGCUUCAUUGAGAGUUUACGAUUACCGAAAUACGCUGAUCCAUUUCUGUGGAAGCUCUAUAAUCUCCCAUUGGUUGGUGAUGACUGCAGCCCAUUGCAUGCUAGACUACCCCAUAGAUAGAAUAGAAGAAGUAGUCGGCACAAACGAUAUUUGGAGUGGCGAGGACACUCCAGGCGGACUCAAUUUGAUAAUAGCUGGAUUUGGAUAUAUUGACAAUUAUCGCACACGACCCAAAAGAAUGCAAAAGUUGACUGUGAAAUCACUAACAGUAAAAGAAUGUCAAGAGAGUAAACUUAAAAAGGAGGAAAGAUGGAACCCAAUCACUGAUAAACUGCUCUGCACUUACAAAGAUGUUCGCCAAGGCAUUUGUCAAGGUGAUUCUGGAGGCGCUCUUGUCCAUAAUGGUACUGUACAUGGAAUAACAUCCUGGAACAUUCCAUGUGGUAGAGGGGUGCCAGAUGUAUUCACCAGGGUUUAUAAGUACCUGGAUUGGAUUUCUACGACUAUUGGAAAACUUCCAAUACCUACUUAA
Molecule: messenger RNA, 645 nt
Organism: Pieris macdunnoughi
Lineage: Eukaryota; Metazoa; Arthropoda; Insecta; Lepidoptera; Pieridae
Source: the annotation of a GenBank genome assembly